Molecule: messenger RNA, 2001 nt
Organism: Echinostoma caproni
Lineage: Eukaryota; Metazoa; Platyhelminthes; Trematoda; Plagiorchiida; Echinostomatidae
Source: the annotation of a GenBank genome assembly
UUCCUCACACUCCUAUUGUUUUUCUUUCGAGAACGCAUCGAGUUCGAAUUUUCUUUUGGUCGCGGUAAAACACCAGAUUCCUCUGGCGGAUGGAAUCUGGGCCCUUGGGUUUUGCUUGGUGCAGUCGGGGUCGCCUCACUUAUAGUGUACAACACAUCCCGUUACGAGAAGAUAACAUGGAAAGAUUUUGUGGACAAUUUCCUUCAAAAGGGUAUUGUCCAUCAUUUGGAAGUUGUCAACAAGUCCUGGGUGCGAGUGUAUUUACAGCCCGGGACAGAGGCAACCCUUGCCACCAGCGGGGGAAUUGGCGGUGGCUCCCGGGUUGGUAGCUCAGAUUCCAUUUAUUGGUUUGAAAUUGGUGCCGUGGACACGUUCGAACGCAGUUUGCGUGAACUGGAAGCACAUUUAGGUGUGGACCCGAUGCAUCGAAUGCACGUCAACUAUGCUUCCCGAAUGCAGCUUUCCGAUUUUCUGUACAUCGGUUUCUAUUUGGCGCUGUUGGGCAUUGCCGUUUAUUCGUUCCGCUCGACAGCCGGUGGAAUGGUCCGCAAGUCAGACAAUUUCCACAGAAUUGUUCCAUCUGCUUUUUUUACGCAGUCGGGAAUGGGUUCCGGACUGUUCAACUUUACUCAGUCUCCCGUGCGUUUGAUCGAACGGGACAAGAUCGGAGUCCGAUUCGCCGAUGUGGCCGGAUGCGAAGAAGCCAAACUAGAAAUAAUCGAGUUUGUUAACUUUCUCCGGAACCCCGAACGCUACGAGGCGCUCGGUGCAAAAAUACCACGAGGUGCUGUACUGAAGGGUCCCCCGGGUACUGGCAAAACACUAUUAGCCAAGGCUACCGCUGGCGAGGCUAACGUCCCGUUUCUAUCCGUGUCCGGUAGUGAAUUUCUCGAAAUGUUUGUCGGUGUUGGACCGAAACGGGUACGUGACAUGUUCUCCACGGCUCGAUCGAAGGCCCCGUGCAUCCUGUUCAUUGAUGAGAUUGAUGCGAUUGGGGGCAAACGAUCCGGUGGAGCGUUUGGUCAUCAGGAACGUGAGAACACAUUGAAUCAACUUCUAGUCGAAAUGGACGGAUUUACUACUCAGGAAAACGUGGUCGUCCUAGCCGCUACCAAUCGGAUUGACAUUCUGGACCCGGCUUUGCUUCGUCCCGGACGAUUUGAUCGACAAAUCUACGUUUCACUUCCAGAUAUCAAGGGUCGUGCAUCCAUCUUCAAGGUUCACUUGAAACCAAUCAAAUUGGCGGAUGAUCCGCAACUGGUGGCUCGCAAAAUGGCCACACGUACCCCGGGCUUCUCGGGGGCGGAUAUUGCCAGUGUGUGCAACGAGGCUGCUCUGAUUGCUGCACGUGAAGAUGCAAACAGCGUGACUCUGGUCCACUUUGAUAAGGCUAUUGAUCGUGUUGUGGCCGGUUUGGAAAAGAAAAGUCAGGUUCUCCAACCGGAAGAGAAAAAGACAGUCGCCUAUCACGAGGCUGGACAUGCGGUUGUCGGUUGGUUUUUGGAACACUGCAACCCGUUGCUCAAAGUGUCCAUCAUUCCCAGAGGAAAAGCACUGGGUUACGCACAAUAUCAACCUCGUGACAUUUAUUUACACACAAAAGAUCAAAUGUUGGACGAAAUGUGUCUCGCUUUAGGUGGUCGAGCAAGUGAGGAAGUGUUCUUCAACAAAGUGGGCAGUGGAGCGGUCGAUGAUUUGCAACGUGUAACUCGUUCGGCCUAUGCACAAGUGGUACAGCUCGGAUUUAGCGCCAAAGUCGGUCUGAUCAGUUUCGACCUGCCGCAACAGGGUGACAUGGUCCUGACCAAACCGUAUUCCGAACAGACGGCACAAAUUAUUGAUCAGGAGGUUCGCGAACUGGUCCAGAAAGCGUAUGAACGCACAUUGGGCAUUGUGCGCGAGAAGAAAACACUAGUUGAACAAGUAAAUUCUGAUUGCAUGCGUAGAUAUCUCGAUGUUGUUUCUCAUACAUUUUCAGGUAUUUUUUCAAGUAAUCAAUAA